Messenger RNA from Trichomonas vaginalis G3, 639 nucleotides. Its product is annotated as phage tail repeat-like family. The annotation marks the transcript as partial. NCBI's taxonomy places the organism in Eukaryota, Parabasalia, Trichomonadida, Trichomonadidae. The transcript has a single exon. The record is from RefSeq and is a predicted model, not a curated record.
AUGAGAGAAAUACAACACAACCGACAACUCAUUGUACAAGCUCUAAAUAAGAACACAACAAACUUUUCAAACUAUUCUAAGAUAUCUGAGUCAUUGAAAGAAGGAAACUUAAAACUGACAUUAAACCCAUUGACAGACGAGUUUCUAUUUCAAGACAGUAAGAACCAUACUGUUUGUAUAAAUCCAACAAAAAGAACUUUAAACGAGAAACCUAUAGAUGAACUUCUUUUGAAAGCAGAUAUUGACAACAAAGCAGAUAAAACAUAUGUUGACGAUGAGUUAGCAUAUCUGGCUAGUGGGUUAGUGAAGAAGGCAAAUAAGGAAUAUGUGGAUGAAAAAGAUGAAGAAAUUAAAAAAAUGGUUGAAUGGUACCAUGAACGGACAUCGAAGAUUUUAGAAGGUAAAGCCAAUACAGGGUGGGUUUCAGAAUGUUUAGACCUUAAAGCUGACAAAACAUAUGUUAACGAUGAGUUAAAGAAGAAAGCAGACUCGACAUGGAUAGCUGGAUAUGUAGAUGCAACAAAAGAGUAUAUUUUCGCAUGGACAGAAGGAACAUACUCACAAAAAUAUCAUAGACAUAGCAUCUCUGACGUAAAUGAACUUGAAGAAAAGUUAUAUACAAAAGCAGACAAAACAUAU